Paralichthys olivaceus (Japanese flounder) is the source of this 3960-nucleotide messenger RNA. RefSeq names its product SWI/SNF-related matrix-associated actin-dependent regulator of chromatin subfamily E member 1-like. Gene Ontology annotation, molecular function: nuclear receptor binding; nucleosomal DNA binding. The record is from RefSeq and is a predicted model, not a curated record. Gene Ontology annotation, cellular component: SWI/SNF complex. Gene Ontology annotation, biological process: negative regulation of DNA-templated transcription. Lineage: Eukaryota; Metazoa; Chordata; Actinopteri; Pleuronectiformes; Paralichthyidae.
UCCGGUGUGUGAGAGAAAGGCGGAUGAGACGCUCCUCACUGGGAACAAAGGACGACUCAGCUAACCAAUGUGUGAAUAGCUCUUUCCGCUUAAACCCAGACUGCAUCCACGAUGUCAAAACGGCCAUCCUACGCACCUCCCCCUCCCCCGGCCCCAACAACACAAUUGCCUUCCACCCCUGGGUUUGUGGGCUACAACCCUUACAGCCAUCUGGCCUACAACAACCUCCGCCUGGGAGGGAGCUCCGGAGGCUCCAGCAGGAACGCCUCCGGCAUCACCGUCCCAAAGCCUCCCAAACCUCCAGACAAGCCACUGAUGCCUUACAUGCGGUACAGCCGGAAGGUAAGCAGGAAGGUAUGGGACCAAGUGAAGGCAUCCAACCCCGACCUGAAGCUGUGGGAGAUCGGGAAGAUUAUCGGAGGGAUGUGGAGAGACCUGACUGAUGAAGAGAAACAGGACUACCUGAACGAGUACGAAGCUGAAAAGAUUGAGUAUAAUGACUCUUUGAAGGCCUACCACAACUCCCCAGCUUACCUGGCCUACAUCAAUGCUAAGAACCGGGCUGAGGCUGCAAUGGAGGAGGAGAGCAGACAGAGGCAGAGUCGUAUGGACAAAGGCGAACCAUACAUGAGUAUUCAGCCUGCUGAGGACCCUGAUGACUAUGACGAUGGCUUUUCAGUGAAGCACACAGCAGCUGCUCGCUUCCAAAGGAAUCACCGGCUCAUCAGCGACAUCCUCAGUGAGAUUGUGGUACCCGAUGUCCGCUCAGUGGUCACCACAGCCCGCAUGCAGGUCCUCAAGAGGCAGGUCCAGUCUCUUAUGGUGCACCAGAGGAAGCUAGAGGCUGAACUUCUGCAGAUCGAGGAUCGCCACCAAGACAAGAAAAGACGAUUCCUGGAAACCACUGACUCAUUCAACACUGAACUCAAGCGGCUUUGCAGUCAGAAGGUCGAGGUGGACAUGGAGAAGCUUGCAGCAGAGAUGGCCGCUGCGGAAGAGGCAGCCAGGCGCCGGGCAGAGGAGAGGGAGCGUGAGGCAGCUGAGCAGGCAGAGAAAGCUGCUCAGCAGCAGCAACAGCAGCAGGCACAACAGCAAGCGCAACAACAACAACAACAGCAACAACAACAGCAGCAGCAGCAGGAGGCUGCUGGCAACAAAGCUGCUGAGCAGAGCAGUGCUAAUGCUAAAGGCACAGCUAACCCCCCUUCAGGGACCAAGGAGGAGGACAUGCCCCCACCAGUGGCGACAGAUAAAGCAUCCCCUGGAGAGCCCUCCUCAGAUUCCCAUCCUGCUCCACCUCCUCCAUCUGAUGCGCCCUCUUCUGCUUCUGAUAAAGCAACUCCUCCUCCUGAGCCUCCCAGGGAGAGCAGCACCCCCAACAGCAGCAUCCCCAGUGACGACGGCAGCAACAGCAGCAACAGCAACAGCAUGCCCCCUCCACCCUUAGAGAACACCCCUGGAGUAGCAGCCCCAGACCCCCCAGUGGCCCAGGAAGCCAACUCCACCGCAGCUAACCCCAAUGUGUCCGCAGCACCUCCACCUCCCUCAGAAGACCCAGCCCCUCCUCCUCCACCACCACCACUACUGCCCCCUAGCCAAAACAGCCAACAGUAUGAUAUGUAAGUGUCAGUGUGUAAUACACACAGUGGUAGCUGUAGAUGUCUUCCCUGUGCUGCAGCUUUUCUUUUGUGAGAGGAGCAGCAGGAAGAAGUGUUUGUCAUUAUUAGAGAGUAAGAUUGACGCCCUGUUCAGACCUGGUGUUAACAUUUGUCAUAGGUGAUCCCAUCACAAGCAGAAAGCUCUAAGUACAGGUGGGAAUGCUCCCAUCAUGCUUUGAGCUUUGGAACAGAAAUGAUGAUUGUGUUUAUUGCAUUAAGUGGGAUCAGAUCACAUGUGGUCACUGGAGACACUUUCUGAAUUCAACUGUGAACUUAUCGACAGAUAUUGAUACCAAGUCUGAACAAGGCCUGAUGGUGCUGAAUGGUUGAGGGUCUGUUAUUAAGGUCAGAACAUAGCUAACGUGCAUUUGAAUUUAAGAGCUAUGUGUGGUUUUCAUCUUGUAGCGUCAGGCAUCCGGUGCAACAAAGGAGAAAUGAGGAUUUCACGUAAAUCUGUAUGUUUCCUUUAGAUUUAUUCAUCAGUAGUAAUGAGUGAGAUUUUGGCCUGACUGAGUUUGUGCUCCAGGCUUUGUACAAACCUCUGGUGUAAUCAUCUCACCCAAUGCAUCUCUCUAUUUGAAAUAACCACGCAUAGGACACUAGAGGGCUGUUAAAAUGUAAAUGGUCAACAAUAACCUCACUGUCUGCUUUGACGUCAUAUACAGGUAUCUCACGUAACACCUUAACAUGACCGGUACUGAUCUGCUCUUCCUUAUUGUCCAAAAUCCAUUAGUUACCUCUACUUGAAUUUCCAGCUGACAGGGUCCACAUUCACUGAACUUAUACCCAGAAGACAUUCUGUCAUGGGCUGCAUCUGUUCAUUAUUUACUUAGCAUGCAUGUUCAAAGAUGUUUUGACUAAGCACAGAGCCUGACUGUAGGUCAUCAGCCCAUGCCCUCAUAAAUCUGCAGGAAACGCUAUUCUCUAGCCCUGACAGGCAGCUUUCCACUGACCUAACAUACUAGCAGUAUCUAGCCGCUCACUCAGCCUCGUACCUACACUAUAUCUGUGAAAUAUCAUGUGCUCGACCUACAGCCCAAAAACUCAAAGGUUAAGUGAUGGAGAAAAGCAGAGGAUCUUCAUUAUGAGCUAGAAGCAGAGCACAAUAAAAGCAAUGAUUAAUCAAUAAUAAACUUUGAUCUUGAUGCUUAAAUUAUGUAAUCGUUUCAGCUAUGAGUCGACAUGACUGCUACGGACUAGUGUACAUUGUUCGAUAGUAGAAAAUGUUGUGUGACACAGGAUGAAGAGACGUUAGGAGUUGCUUGUAGGGAGAACGCAUGUCUUGUUUUUUUGUGUUUUUUCAUAUCCAUAACUGCCACUGUGUAGACUAGAUACUGUUGGACGUGGCUGAAAGGUUAAGAGUACAGAUACCUGUAUAUUUCUCAGUCCAGAUGUAUGAACCUUUAAAUCAGCACUGUAUAGUUUGCUGAGAUAAGACCACAGCUGCAAACUCAAGGGGUUCCUUGUAUUUACCUUCUGUGUGACUAGCUGGGAAGAUUUUGUGGAUAAAAUCCGAUGCAUGAGAAGGCCCCGCCCCCUUUUUAAACCUCAGAAUUUUCUACUUUAUCAUUUUGUUUGAUUUGUCAAAACAACUACUGUUAGUUCUACUUUGUGUUUUUUUAGAAAUAUAGAGGAACCUUUUCAGAUAAAUAUAAUCAAAUUCAGCCUAUGUAUUAAACCUCUUUCACAACUUUGAAUCAGAUGCCAUUUCCAACAUGUUUUAGUGCGGCAGGGGGCAACACAUAUUGUUCCGGGACUGGAAGAAAGCCACAUUUUAAUUAUUUAUGCACCCAUACCCUGCAUGUCAUACUGAAUACUAACUAUUGAAGUCUUACUCACUGAGCAAAGGCCACAAGAAACUGUUAAUUGAAAAAUGAAAUUUAAACUUAGGACAAAAUGCUUCAAAAAAACAUAAUUUAUUUACAUGAUGGGCUUGUCUCCAUUGUGUUUUUUAAAAUCUGUUGAUCAAAUGACUUGCAUGAAUUAUAAAAUGUUGAUGAUAUGGAUGUCUGUCCCCCUGUAUUCAUCACAUUUAUUUCGGAAAGACUCUUAAAGAGUUGAGGCUAUUUUUUUUUAGGUAGCAUUGCUCCUUUAGACGUCAUAUUUCCUAACACCACAACAACUUCAACAGAGAAAUGCACAGGCUCCCAUCAUCUUAAUAUAACCUCAGUCACUUGUGCAUUUAAAGGACUAUUUUCUUACUUGAAUUAGACUGUUUUUAGUAAUAUGCCUCUGGUUUUUUUUUUGCAUAUUUUUUUGUACUGUCAACUUAUCUAUCAAAAUAAAAGUGAUUUCUCAGUCA